Ochotona curzoniae (black-lipped pika) is the source of this 791-nucleotide messenger RNA. Its product is annotated as protein BEX2-like. NCBI's taxonomy places the organism in Eukaryota, Metazoa, Chordata, Mammalia, Lagomorpha, Ochotonidae. Gene Ontology annotation, biological process: signal transduction. The record is from RefSeq and is a predicted model, not a curated record. Gene Ontology annotation, molecular function: signaling receptor binding. The coding region runs from base 199 to 585 and encodes 128 amino acids. The transcript has 3 exons. Gene Ontology annotation, cellular component: nucleus; cytoplasm.
UCUCCUCUGUCUCGCGUCAGGAGCGGCAGUCCUCGGCCUGUUUCCAGGGACUGCCUAGCCCCGUGGCCCCGAGGCUUGCCGGCCGGGAUCCUGAGCAGAGGCGAGCAGGCGGGAGGCCAGCAGGUCCCAGGUGCUGAGUGUUGCGGCGGCGGCGAGAAUCCGGAGGAGGAGGAGACGACAAGGAUAGGCCCAGGAGAAAUGGAGUCCAAAAAGGAACAAGCAGUAAAAAAUCUCAACGCUGAAAAUGCCGACAAGGAAAAUGAUGCAAAAGAUGAAAAGGAUCGAGAUGCUGAUAAAAGGGAGCCCUUGGCUCUCCCUUUUGAAGCUGGCGAGUACCUGGCGCCUAGAGGAAGCCGUAGACGUUUUCUUGCUAGGCAGCCCCAUGUGCACUAUAGAUCAGCCAUGGUGCAUAGGUUUGGGGGGCAGCAGGCAAGAAUGGGAGAAGAAAAUGUCGAACGCAUUGGGGAGGAGAUGAGGCACCUGAUGCAGAAGCUGAGGGAAAAGCAGUUGAGUCAUAGUCUGCGCGCUGUUAGCACUGACCCCCCUCACCGUGACCAUCAUGAUGAAUUCUGCCUUAUGCCCUGAAACCUGACGGCGCCCCCUGCUUUGCAAACUUACGUAUUUGUGUCAGCACUAUGUAUUGUAAACCUUUUGAAGUUACAUAUUUCUUGUGGGUCUUCUCAUACCAACUUCUAAGUGAAUAUUGUGUUUUUGACCCAGUUUGUAAGUUUCUGUCAGCAGGGGAGUUUUUCCUAUUGCAUGGAAAGAUGUGCACUCAAUAAAGCAAUUUA